AUGUCGUCCACAACCGGCGGUGUUUCCCUCAACCCUGAGGUGAAGUCCAAGAAAGAGAAGAAUCUAAAGCGCAAACAAGACAAACCAUCCAAGCUUGAGCAGCGCAAGAAGAAGCGCUCCGCCAAAGCCGAGAAGCGUGCUCUUAAGGCUGCCCUUGCCGGACCUAAGGAGGUUGUAGUCAACAAGCCCCGAAAGUCAAAGGCUAAAACGAAGCGAACCGUCACCGAUGUAAAGAGGAAGGAGAAACUCAGGGCCCGCGCCGAAAAGCUUCAGGAAAAGGCAAAUUUGUUGAUGGCAGAGGCCAAGAAGGCCGCCGCCCAAUACCAAGCCUUUUUAGAUGCCGAGAAAACCGCGAAUGAGUCCAAGUCUGAGCAUGACGACGACGACACCUCUUCUGACUCUGACACCUCAGACGAUGACUCCGACACCUCUUCUGAAAAUGAAGGUGGCGCUCCCGUGGCCAAGGAGCCUACGGAUGUUCCAAUGGACAUUCCCGCCGACGAAAUCGUGAUGAAGCACCGUCGACUGAGUAACGCCGCUUCCGAAAGAAGCCAUGUUUCCGCUGCCGACAUCCCCGCUGAAGCAGAGGAGGAGCCUAAGUCCAAGAAGGAUAAGAAAGACAAGAAGACAAAGAAAGUGAGAGUCGUUGAGCCUAAGGAGGUAGAUGAGCAGGCUGUCGAAUCUGAGGCCGAGGUUGAGGAACCCGAGGUUUCUGACAAGAAGUCCAAGAAGGCCGAGAAGAAGCGAAAGCGUGCAGCUGAGACCAAGGGCAAGAAGGAGCAAGGAUCCGACGAUGCUGCGGCUCAGGCUGAGCAAUGGCACGUUGACGCUCUUGAAGGUGGUACUGAUCGACAGGCCAAGUUCCUACGACUCUUGGGUGGUAAAAAGGCGGGCGCUCCUGUUGCCGCUUCCCAGGGUACCAAGGGCACAUCCGAUCCUACCAAGGCCGAAGCCGAUAUCCAGAAGCAGUUCGAGGCUGGCAUGAAGAUGAAGAAUGAAGUUGGUAGCAAGCGUCGCGGUCUGGGCGCAUAG
Molecule: messenger RNA, 1032 nt
Organism: Fusarium sp. VM40
Lineage: Eukaryota; Fungi; Ascomycota; Sordariomycetes; Hypocreales; Nectriaceae
Source: the annotation of a GenBank genome assembly